UAGCUCACCUUUCCCUCCACCAGAUGCCCAUCACACUCUCCCCCCCUUCUUCUGAGCUGAGCACAGCACCCCCCUCCUUGCUGCCUCUCCACCUCUGAAUUGUGGGCCCGAGGCGAUGGCGGCGCUCGCCCCGACCAAGAUGCUCGGCACCCGGCUCAACUUCGCCGGCUCCUCCCGCUACGCCACCGUGGCACCGACCGCUGGAGCGCAGAAGAUCGUCUCCCUCUUCGGCAAGAAGCCCGCCCCGAAGCCGAAGCCCGCCGCCGUCACCUCCUCGAGCCCAGACAUCGGUGAUGAACUCGCCAAGUGGUAUGGCCCUGACAGGAGGAUCUUCUUGCCGGAGGGUCUCCUGGACCGCUCGGAGGUGCCGGAGUACCUCAACGGAGAGGUCCCCGGAGACUAUGGCUACGACCCUUUUGGCCUGAGCAAGAAGCCAGAGGACUUCUCCAAGUACCAGGCCUAUGAGCUGAUCCAUGCCAGGUGGGCCAUGCUCGGCGCCGCCGGCUUCAUCAUCCCCGAGGCCUGCAACAAGUUCGGCGCCAACUGCGGCCCCGAGGCCGUCUGGUUCAAGACCGGCGCCCUCCUCCUGGACGGCAACACCCUCAACUACUUCGGCAACAGCAUCCCCAUCAACCUCAUCGUCGCCGUCGUCGCCGAGGUCGUCCUCGUCGGCGGCGCCGAGUACUACCGGAUCAUCAACGGCCUGGACCUGGAGGACAAGCUCCACCCCGGCGGCCCGUUCGACCCGCUGGGCCUGGCCAGCGACCCCGACCAGGCGGCGCUGCUCAAGGUGAAGGAGAUCAAGAACGGCCGGCUGGCCAUGUUCUCCAUGCUGGGCUUCUUCAUCCAGGCCUACGUCACCGGCGAUGGCCCCGUCGAGAACCUGUCCAAGCACCUCAGCGACCCCUUCGGCAACAACCUGCUUACCGUCAUCUCCGGCGCCGCCGAGAGGACGCCCAGCCUGUAAUCGCCGCGCCGGCGCCGGCGCCGCCGCCGUUGAUGCUUCGGUUAAUUUUACCCGGGAAGAAAGAAUGGGAGAUGGAAGAAUUGUGUUAAUGACAAUGUACGUGUAAAUUAUUAUCAUCGAUGGGGAGAUGAGUUCAAAAAAAAACAUGUUCAUUCUGAUCUUCUAAUAGGACAACUGCUUGGAUUUGUGCCUGAGACAUGUUGCUGCUUAAUUGAAUCCUCUCGAACUGGUUUUCGUCA
Messenger RNA from Oryza brachyantha (malo sina), 1206 nucleotides. Its product is annotated as chlorophyll a-b binding protein CP26, chloroplastic. Gene Ontology annotation, biological process: response to light stimulus; photosynthesis, light harvesting in photosystem I. The record is from RefSeq and is a predicted model, not a curated record. The transcript is spliced from 6 exons. NCBI's taxonomy places the organism in Eukaryota, Viridiplantae, Streptophyta, Magnoliopsida, Poales, Poaceae. Gene Ontology annotation, cellular component: plastoglobule; chloroplast thylakoid membrane. The coding region runs from base 116 to 967 and encodes 283 amino acids.